Messenger RNA from Dreissena polymorpha, 7797 nucleotides. Its product is annotated as transcriptional regulator ATRX homolog. The record is from RefSeq and is a predicted model, not a curated record. Gene Ontology annotation, molecular function: ATP binding; transcription coregulator activity; ATP hydrolysis activity. Gene Ontology annotation, biological process: regulation of DNA-templated transcription. Gene Ontology annotation, cellular component: nucleus. NCBI's taxonomy places the organism in Eukaryota, Metazoa, Mollusca, Bivalvia, Myida, Dreissenidae.
ACGAAAGUGCAGUUUCUUUGUGUACUGAAUCUAUGUUUUGUUCGUUCGAAAAAUAGUUCGAAAUUUGUAUCGAUGUGUCAGGAGUUUUGGAACUGAAAUUAUAUUUCUCAACCGGAAAAAACAGCACUCGACCGGUCGGUCAGGUAUUUAACAAACUUUACACGCCGACCGUCAACUUCACUCGCAAAUUCGAGCGUACUUUCGUUUUGACAACUGACGUCAGAAAUUAUUCGAUGUGCGAUGUGAAUCUAAAAGUAGUUUUCAUGCAGAUUCAUUCAUACGACACAAAGACACAAUAAUAAUAAAAGCAUGGUCACUGCGGUUGAUUAAAACGUAUACGGUAAAGUGUAUAUAACAAGAAUUGCCUUUUAAGAAUGGUGAAUGAGGACUUAGGGGAGGAGAAUAGCCUAGAGCGCGCCUUGGAGAUGAGCAGGAGGGACAUCAGCACUGAUGAAGAUAACUGGCUAGCAGCAGUGGAUGACAAGGAGAACACAGUGCCCAACUCUGCUGCCGACGUCCCUAUGGUUACAUCAAAGUCUGAACUCUUGACCCCGUGCCUCUCUGACCCCAUGGCGGAGUUUGAUGACGACCCUACAGAGGGGACUGGGAUCGAAGGCAUCAAUGAUCUUCCAGACAUAAAUAAUGAGAUUCCACAGAACCAGUCAGUAGCCCAUACUGGUGUACCCAGGACUCAGGGAGCUGCUGGCUCCCAGACACAAGGGGCCCAGCCCCAGUCUGCAGACCCAGAGAAGCGCAAUCUUAUCCAGCAGCAAUUGGUCUUGCUUCUUCACGCUCACAAGUGUCAGCGGCGUGAGCAGAGCAAUGGUGGCGCGUGCACCCUGCCACACUGCAGAACCAUGAAGAAUGUGCUUAACCACAUGACCACUUGUAGUGCUGGCAGGUCAUGUCAAGUUGCUCACUGUGCUUCAUCAAGGCAGAUAAUCACCCACUGGAGAAACUGCUUGCGACAGGACUGUCCGGUGUGCUUACCAUUGAAGCGAGCCUCUGAUCGCCAGAAACAGCCUGUGGCAGUAGCAGCAGCAGGCGCAGCACAGGCUAGCCCAGCUGUGAGUACUGGGCCACAGGCGAAGGUGAAUGCUGCUACCCCACAAAUCCCCUCAAACAUGAAUGAGGCACAAAUGCAGAAGGCAUACGCUGCCCUAGGACUCACCUUCAAUGGGAUACAGGCUUCCACCUCCAGGCCUGGACAACUAAAUAAUCAAGUGAACCUAGGUUUGAAUCCAGGCCAGCCAGCGCAGGUUGGUAAUUCCAAUCCGACCCUGAACUCCCUCACUGCUGUGGGUGGUUUGAAUGCCACAGAUGGGCUGCAUAUUGUGGCACAGACAAACAAAGGCACACAACAGUGGCAUGAGAGUGUCACACAGGAUCUCAGAAAUCAUCUUGUUAAUAAAUUGGUUCAAGCAGCAUUCUCCACUCAAGAUCCAGCUGCAUUAAAGGACAGAAGGAUGAACAAUCUUGUUGCAUAUGCAAGAAAAGUGGAAGGGGACAUUUAUGAAACAGCCAAUAGAAGAGAGGAAUAUUACCAUUUUUUGGCGGAGAAGAUCUAUAAAAUCCAGAAAGAGUUGGAGGAGAAGCGUAUCCGUCGCCGUGAGGAACAACACAAGCAGCAGGGUGCAGGGACAGAUGUACCAGAUGGUCCAAGGUCUAACCCUACGUCCAGCUUGCCUGGUGACCUGUUUUGCAACCAGACCAGCAUAGCAACCCUUGGUAUUGGCCCCAGAAUGACUGCCAUGCAGCCGGGAUCCAGUCGAACCACACCUCCACUUGUGAACCAGGAGCCUGGUAUGCGGUCAGUUAAAGAGGAGCUGACCGGUCUGGACACUGGUGGGGUGUCCACACCCAAAACGGAGCCCCUGGACUCCAGUGAUGACAUGAAGUCAAACCCGAUGGACACCAGCAAGCCCUCAGGCACCACCCCAGUUACCUCACCUGCACAGCUCAAACCUCCUAGGUCAAAGAAAAUUUUCAAGCCAGACAAGUUGCGCAUGGCAUUGAUGUCAACUCUUGAAAAGUUGAAUCGACAAGACCCAGAAUCCCUGCCUUUUAGGCAGCCAGUUGAUCCUGUGGCUCUCCAGAUACAUGCAAAAAAGGCUUAUGAGGAGGACGAAAGUGACUUUGAAGAUGAAAUGCUUUCUGACGUGUCUAGAGAUCCAGAGAUGUCAUCCCCAAAACUGAGCACUCCAAAGAAAGGUGAUAAGAGUGAGGGCAAGAGUAAGGGAAAGAAAUCAAAGGUUGAAAACGACAUCAGUGACGAUUCGGACUUUGUGACACCCAAGAAAAAGAAGCGAUUCAAUAGCAAAAUCGUAGAUGCCAAGAUUUCAGACAGUCAUUCCGAAGAAGAGGCAAAUGGGAAAAAGGGAGCCAAAAAGGGAAAUAGCAAAGGGAAGCGUAAGGCAGAAAGUAGCUCAGAUGAGGACACAUAUACAGGAAAAAGAAAAUCCAAGGACAAGAAACGGCGCAGGAUCAAGAGAAUGGCGUACAGAAGGGAAGACGACAUUGGGACAGACGACGAGGACGUCCCAGACCCGGACACACCUGGCGGGUAUCUCAAGCGUCGUAAGAUCAGGAAGGUUCAGGGUCAAAAGAAGCUUGCAGACGAGACAAUGGCUGCUCAGAAGGCAGAGGAAUCUCGGAGAAAAUGUAUUGAGGAGAGGCAGAAAGAGUACAACGCAUACGUACAGGUGGAAGGGGCGGAGGAGGAAGGGGACAUUCCAGAGGGCACUGAGCGGGAGCAGGCCACUGACACGUCUAGCACCAACGAUAAGAUUCUUGGGUCGCCCCGCAAGGUUCUGGUGACGACCAAGUGCGUCCUGGAGAUGGACGAGAACAAGAAGCCACUCAUAGAGGUGGAUAGGACCCUCAUUAGGAAACUGAAGCCCCACCAGGUGGAGGCUGUGCGGUUCAUGUACAACUGCUGUGUGGAAAGAUUGGCUAUACGGAAGAAGGAAGAGGGAGCAGGCUGUAUCCUGGCUCACUGUAUGGGACUUGGCAAAACACUGUCUGUGAUCACUUUUGUACAUACCAUGUUGAGCAACGUGAAGCUAACAAAGAUGUCCAAGUGUCUUGUUGUGUGUCCACUCAACACCUGCCUCAACUGGGUCAACGAGUUCCAGAUUUGGCUGGACGACGUCGACUUUGAAAUCAAGGUGUACGAGAUGUCGCGGUUGAAGCAGAACUUUGUGCAUGCCGAGAUGUUGAAGGAGUGGCACGAGAGCAGGGCGGGAGUGAUGAUUCUCGGCUAUGACAUGUACAGGAAUCUUGUGAAGGGGUCACACUGCGAAAGCGAAAAGCAGAAGAAAAUAUUCUUUGAGACGCUCUCUAACCCUGGUCCUGACCUUGUUGUGUGUGAUGAGGGUCACAUCUUGAAGAAUGACAAGACCUCUCUCUUCAAGGCCAUGAACACAAUAACGUCACGCCGUAGGAUUGUUCUCACCGGCACUUCUUUACAGAAUAACCUUGGAGAAUACCACUGCAUGGUGAGCUUUGUCAAGCCCAGCCUUCUCGGUACCAGGAAGGAGUUCAACAACCGCUUUGCCAACCCGAUCACAAACGGACAGUGUAGCGACUCCACUCCUACGGACGUGAAGGUCAUGAAACGUCGCGCCCAUAUCCUCCACGAACUUUUGGCAGGGUGUGUCCAGAGGAAAGAUUACUCGGCCCUCACAAAAUUCCUUCCUCCCAAGAUGGAGUAUGUGAUUUCCGUGCGACUCUCAAAAGUGCAGAUGUCCCUGUAUGAAAAGUACCUGGAGCUGUCAGGGGUCACCACCAACCCUGACACAAAAACCAAGGGGGCGCAACUCUUCAAGGACUAUCAGGCCCUCAUGAGGAUAUGGACCCACCCCUGGGUGCUGAAACUUGACGAGAUCCGACAAGAGAAUAAGCGUCAGUUUGAUGACAGCAAGGAUUCUUUCAUAGAGGAUGAAGACAGUAAGGCUGAAGACUCAUUUAUAAAUGACUUCACCACGUCGGAUGAGGAUGAUAACGUUAUGUCCGACGACUCGACGAAGAAAUCCAAAAAGGAGGGUGCGGGAUCCUCGUGUAUGGACGAAGCUGACAUGGGGUACGGCGGCCCCAAGGAGCUUACCUCCGAGUGGUGGGCGGAGUUUGUCAAGGAGGAAGAUGAGUACAAGCUGGAGCUCUCUGGCAAGCUCAUGCUGCUCUUCGAGAUACUCAAGAUGUGUGAGGACAUAGGCGACAAAGUGCUAGUCUUCAGUCAAAGCCUCCUCUCCCUUGACAUCAUUGAGAAUAUCCUGGCAAAGAUAAAUGAAUUAAAUCAACCAGAAGCCAGCGGCGAUGGAGACAAUGCCGGAAACAAGGACGGGAAAGAGGGAGAUAAACCAAUGGAGGUUGCGGAAGGAGGAAUUGGAGGGGCCUCCUCGUCGGAGAUAGGAGCUGGUGAAGGGGCCAGCAAGGAAUUGAGUGAGGAGGACAAGAAGGCCAAGGAACUGAAAGAAAGGCUGUCUCAAUAUGGCAAGUCAUGGAUAAAGGGUGGUGAUUAUUUCCGCAUGGACGGCUCAACAAGUUCUAUUCACAGAAAAGCAGCUCAAGAUAUGUUUAAUGACCCAGAGAACUUCAGAGCCCGUGUAUUCUUGAUUUCAACGAAGGCUGGAAGCUUAGGAAUUAAUCUUGUGUCGGCCAAUCGUGUCAUCAUCUUUGAUGCUUCGUGGAACCCCUCCCACGACAUUCAGUCAAUAUUCCGAGCGUACAGAUUUGGACAAGUCAAGCCAGUGUAUGUGUACAGAUUUCUAGCACAGGGAACAAUGGAAGACAAGAUAUACGAGCGGCAGGUCACGAAGCAGUCGCUGUCGAAGAGAGUCGUGGAUGAGCACCAGAUAGAGCGUCACUUCACGGCGGCCGACCUUCAGGAACUGUACCGCUUCACACCUGACCGGCUGGAUGAUCCCAACGGGAAGGAGCGACCUCUGCCCAUCUUGCCAAAGGAUCACAUGUUGGCUGAGUUAAGUACAACAAACAAAGAGUGGAUCAUUACAUUCCACGAGCAUGAUUCUCUUCUGGAAAAUGUCGAGGAACAGAAACUGACGGAGGAUGAAAAGAAGGCAGCGUGGGAAGACUAUGAGAACGAAAAGAAGGGAAUCAACAUGAACAUGCAGAAGAUGAUGGGUGGUGCGAUGAUGGGGGGGAUGAUGCCAGGCCAGAUAGGCUCUGUCCAACAGCAGAUGCUGGCCACCCAGCAGUUGAACAUGCAGAACCUCCUCCUGCAGGGCUCAGCCAACCUGGGACAGUCUGCCGUACUCCAGAAAGUACAGGAUCUUAAGGCUAGGGAGGAUGAGGGUGCAAUGAUGGCUGAGGGGGAGGAAACAGCGGAUGAGACAGGGAUUGCAACUGAUCUCCAGGAGACAGGGGAGGAAAGCCAUCUGCAGGAGGCAGGGGACACAACCCAGCAGGAUGAGCACCUGGCUGAGGAGUCAGAACCAACAGAACUUGAACAACAUGACGAUGGCAUGUCUGAAGUGAAGGAUGAACCAAUGGAUACUUCUGACCAGCCACAGGACUUUGACUUGUGCAACAACUGUUACCAAAAAGAUGGCCAUAAUCACGAGAUAGACCGGUUGGGUCUCGACCUGGACGACGGGUCUUCUGGUGGUGACAAGCAAGAUCCUCAAGAGAAUCGCAAACAGUCUAUUCAGCGGUGUAAUCAGUCGCUGGUUCAUGCUUGUGGUUGUAAGGAUGCCAACUGCAGUUUGCCUGGCUGUAUUAAAAUAAAACGUGUUGUGGCGCAUACAAGAAUGUGUAGGAGAAAGACAAACUCUGGGUGUCCUAUCUGUAAGCAGCUGAUUGGAUUGUGUUGCUAUCAUGCAAAACAGUGUAAUGAACAGAAGUGUCAAGUGCCAUUUUGCCAGCAAAUCAGGCAAAAGUUGCGUCAGCCAGAGUUGCAACAGAGGCUACAUCUGGCGCAGGCAGCUAAACAGUCCCAGGAGGCCGCACCGAGACAGGCUGGCAGCAUGGGUAAAGGCAAGAACAUGGGUGGAGGCACCAUUCCCCAGCAGUGGCCUCAGGCCACUCAGAAGAUACCACAGCCAGUGCCCCAGACCAUACCUUAGUCCAUCUUGCCCCAGAACAUCCAGCAGCAGCAGCAAAAUGCUCCCAACAUUGGUCGAGAGAGGCUAUGCAGCAGCCCCGAAUGCUUGUCCAGAACCAAAUCAUGGUUGGCAUGACAGAUGGCGUACCUGGCAUGAAUAGUGUCAUGAACCAGAACAGGGCUCAGCCAAUGAUUCAGAGACCGCCUGGCCAGAGGGCACCCAAUGAGGCACUGGAGCAGUUGAUGCGUACUUUGAAAUCUCCGCCAUCCCCACAGCAACAACAGCAGGUUAUACAGAUCCUGAAAUCAAAUCCUCAGUUGAUGGCAGCUUUCAUUAAGCAGAGGAAUUCACCAGUGCAGGGAGUUGGUGGUUUGGCUCCCAGUCCGAUGCAGCCGCGGCCCAACAACCCUUAGAUGCAGGCAACGGCUGGCAUGCAGCAGAACAAGGCCCUCAGUCAGCCUAACAUUACAUGCUGUGGCAGCAGAGGAUGCGACCACAGCAACAGCAGAUGGGGCAGCCACCACAGCAGCAGCAUAUGGGGCAGCCCCAACAGCAACAUAUGGGCCACUUCAACCCGCCGCCACCUCCGUUUAACCAACAAUGAACGCAGAUGUCCCAUUAUGUGCAGCAGCAGAGGUUCCAGAGAGACGGCAUGCAGUUCCAGAACCAAAACCACCUGAUGAUUCACCAGGUCCAGCAGCAUCUCAAUCAGCAGAUAGCCGGGACCAGCCUGUCAAUCCUCAGAUGCUGUCCCAGCAGACCUCCAACAUCAUGCAGCAGGUUCGCUGACCCCCUCCUCCACCCUGCACCUGAAGUGCGCUCACCCCAGCCCACACCAUCACUGCGACAACAGCUCAAUCCGUCUCCUAGGCAACCCCAGAUGUCGCCGCAUCACAUACCUCCGAACCAAUCGCCCGACCCUGGCAUGCAUGGUCAGGACUAUAAUCAAAUGACAUCGGAUUCAGUGGUGCUAUCCCAGUUACAAUCUCACAAUUCUGUGCCUCAAGAUCAGAACCCAGGCCUUGAUAUGGUGCACUCGCUUUCACCGGACAAUGAAGUGAGUCAGUUAUAACCACAGGAUCAAUUAUCGCGGUUUGUCGAAACAUUAUAGCAGGGCUUGAAAGCAACCGUAUUCAUGUGUUGAAGUGCGCUACACGAUAUAAAACCAAAACUUAAGUGUUUUCAUUAUCAUUCUUUGUACAAACAUUUAGUAAUUUAUGGAAGAUAGAAUUUGUUUCAUAAUGUAAUAUAUCCUUAAUUAUAACGAAAGAUUUUCCCCUGAUGUUGUUUAUGUGUUCUCAAACAUUGCACAAAGUGUCAAGCAGUGUGACAGUGUGAAUAGGAUGUUGUUAAAAUAAUUCAUUAAAGUUAUUUUAUAGUUAACAUUGUACAUAAAAUAUAUCUUAUCUUAUUCCACUUUCAUAUCUGUACAGAAUUUACCAGCAAUUCAAAUUAUUUGUGGUACAGUGGACUGGCUUCUUGGACUCCUUUAUUUAUUUUUUUAACAUUUUUUACCCGAUUCCAAGAGAAACCAGUGCACUAUGUAAGAACAAAUUGCUACCGUCGUAGUUAAUAUGUCGGAUAUGUUGGUAAUGUCAUGUUAAGUGCUGAUAUUGCAAAUAAUGUAAAACAAAAUAAACAUUAUUAUGACUUCAUUUGUUUUAUUUUGCGCAAUUGAUGCUGAUUGAAUGCUAGAUGAUGUACAGUAUCUGUAUAAAAUAUAAUUAAAACUGUA